This is a messenger RNA of Nannospalax galili (Upper Galilee mountains blind mole rat), 5590 nucleotides long. RefSeq names its product protein inhibitor of activated STAT 1 (gene Pias1). The coding region runs from base 54 to 2042 and encodes 662 amino acids. The record is from RefSeq and is a predicted model, not a curated record. Gene Ontology annotation, molecular function: zinc ion binding; SUMO ligase activity; transcription coregulator activity. Gene Ontology annotation, biological process: regulation of transcription by RNA polymerase II; protein sumoylation. The transcript has 15 exons. Lineage: Eukaryota; Metazoa; Chordata; Mammalia; Rodentia; Spalacidae.
GGUCCAGCGCGUCCCCCGGCGAGGCUCACUGCGCUUGCGCUGAGAGACGCAAGAUGGCGGACAGUGCGGAACUAAAGCAAAUGGUUAUGAGCCUUAGAGUUUCUGAACUCCAAGUACUGUUGGGCUACGCUGGGAGGAACAAGCACGGACGCAAACACGAACUUCUCACAAAAGCCCUGCAUUUGCUAAAGGCUGGUUGUAGCCCUGCUGUACAAAUGAAAAUUAAAGAACUCUACAGGCGGCGGUUCCCCCAGAAAAUUAUGACGCCUGCGGACUUGUCUAUCCCCAACGUACAUUCAAGUCCUAUGCCAGCAACUUUGUCUCCAUCCACCAUUCCACAGCUCACUUAUGAUGGUCACCCUGCAUCUUCACCAUUACUCCCUGUUUCUCUUCUGGGACCUAAACAUGAACUGGAACUCCCACAUCUUACAUCAGCUCUUCAUCCAGUCCAUCCGGAUAUAAAACUUCAAAAGCUACCAUUUUAUGACUUACUGGAUGAACUGAUAAAACCUACCAGUCUAGCAUCAGACAACAGUCAGCGCUUUCGAGAAACCUGCUUUGCAUUUGCCUUGACACCUCAACAAGUGCAGCAGAUCAGUAGUUCCAUGGAUAUUUCUGGGACCAAGUGUGACUUCACAGUGCAGGUCCAAUUAAGGUUUUGUUUAUCGGAAACCAGUUGUCCACAAGAAGACCACUUCCCACCCAAUCUGUGUGUGAAAGUGAAUACAAAACCUUGCAGCCUUCCAGGCUACCUGCCACCUACUAAAAAUGGUGUGGAACCAAAGCGACCCAGCCGACCAAUUAAUAUCACUUCACUCGUCCGAUUAUCUACGACAGAAAACAUUAAGCAAAUAAGUAGUGAUAGUAAGGGUUGGUUUACCCCCAAAAGAAUGUACCAGUUCUUUACUAGAUUGACCUAUUCCAUGGCAGUAUAUCUUGUAAAACAGUUGUCCUCAACAGUUCUUCUUCAGAGGUUACGAGCAAAGGGAAUAAGGAAUCCGGAUCAUUCUAGAGCUUUAAUUAAAGAGAAAUUAACUGCAGACCCAGACAGUGAAAUAGCUACGACCAGCCUACGGGUUUCUCUCCUGUGUCCACUUGGUAAAAUGCGGCUGACAAUUCCAUGUCGAGCCCUUACGUGUUCUCACCUGCAGUGUUUUGAUGCAACUCUUUAUAUUCAAAUGAAUGAGAAAAAACCAACCUGGGUUUGUCCUGUCUGUGAUAAGAAGGCUCCAUAUGAACACCUUAUUAUUGAUGGGUUGUUUAUGGAAAUCCUAAAGUUCUGUACAGAUUGUGAUGAAAUACAGUUUAAAGAGGAUGGUUCGUGGGCACCAAUGAGAUCAAAAAAAGAGGUGCAGGAAGUCUCUGCCUCAUACAAUGGAGUUGAUGGAUGCUUGAGCUCCACUUUGGAGCAUCAGGUGGCUUCACACAACCAGUCCUCAAAUAAAAACAAGAAAGUAGAGGUGAUUGACCUCACCAUAGACAGUUCAUCUGAUGAAGAGGAAGAAGAACCCUCUGCCAAGAGGACUUGCCCUUCCCUGUCUCCUACAUCACCACUAAACAAUAAAGGCAUUUUGAGUCUUCCUCAUCAAGCAUCUCCUGUGUCCCGCACCCCCAGCCUUCCUGCUGUAGAUACAAGCUACAUUAACACCUCCCUCAUCCAAGACUACAGGCACCCUUUCCACAUGACACCCAUGCCUUAUGACUUGCAAGGAUUAGAUUUCUUUCCUUUCUUAUCAGGAGACAAUCAGCAUUACAACACCUCGCUGCUCGCUGCAGCAGCAGCAGCAGUGUCGGAUGAUCAAGACCUCCUGCACUCGUCCCGGUUUUUCCCAUAUACCUCCUCACAGAUGUUUCUCGAUCAGUUAAGUGCAGGAGGAAGCACUUCUCUGCCAACCACCAAUGGAAGCAGUAGUGGCAGCAACAGCAGCCUUGUGUCUUCCAACAGCCUGAGGGAAAGCCAUAGCCACGGCGUGGCCAGCAGGAGCAGCGCAGACACAGCGUCCAUCUUUGGCAUCAUGCCAGACAUUAUAUCAUUGGACUGACUCCCUUGCCCUGCUGUACUCACCCCAGCCCAGAGUAAAUGAACUUGGCCGAAGAAGAGAACUUUGUGCUGUUUUACCUUAUUCUGUUUCGAGAAGUACACAAGCGUGUGGUUUUUUUUUUUUUUUUUUUUUCCUUUUUUUAGGGAAAAAAAAAUUAAAAGAAAUGUACAGAGAACAAAACUAUAUUUUCAGUUUUACUUUUGUAUAUAAAUCUAAGACUGCCUGUCUGAUAAAACACUUGUUUAAAAAAAAAAAAAAAAAAAAAAAGAAAAAAAAAAAAAAAAAAACAAAAAAAAACACCUUCAGUACAUUUUCCUGGAUUCUGAAGAUUUUGUUUUCGUCAUUUGUCCUAUGGUUUUGGUUUUAUCUUACUUUAAUGGCAUUAUUUUAUUUGCAAUAACAAAUGGAAUUGCAUGUAUGGUUUUAAAUUGUGGGCUUUGUUGUGGGGAGGGGGUCAAGGGUUGUUUUGAUUUCCAUUUUUUAAAAAAGACAGACUUGGGUUCUGUUUGUGUGUACGCAUAUUUUACCAGCCUUAAGUUAUGAAUCUCAUGUGUCCCGCUGCAUUCCCUAUGUGUCCUUGGGACACAGCUCGUGGGUGGGUGUGUUCAGUGUGUGUGCCUGUAUGUAUGUUCUAUCACCACUGCCCCCUCUCCGCCUGAGUUUGCAUUCAGUUAAUAUAUCAGUUGCCUGCUUCUUUCACAGUGCUUCAAAGGUCUUGAACUCAUGUAUGAGCAUCUUUAUCAACUCUCCUGGAUGCAUGUUCUCCAUCACAGCUUCUCUGUGAUUUGCUAGAUACCCCUUAAGAGUGUGUCUCCCAGAAGUGUUAGAGGAAAGCUGUCUGGGGAGCAGCUGGUCAGCAGGCCUUCUGAAUCUGGAUUGCCAGUAUUUUGUAUUUAAGUCAAGGCUGUGAGUACCUGCUCUUGUGGCCACAGGGUAACGAGUUUCCUUUGAAACUCUUCAUACCAAAGGAGGAUACGGAAGCAGUCCCGGAAGCCCUGUUGUGUCAUGCAGCUGACACAGGAAAAAUUGCAUCACCUCAAAAAGAUAAAAGAAUUACUCCAAACGUAAUGCUGUUUGGAAAAUGCAGUGCAGCCCCUGUCAGAUAGAUGUGGAGCUGUAGAAAUCUAUUUGAUAAUCAGUUGAAACACAAAAAAUAUGUUUGGACUUAAUUUUUUCAGGUUCUUAGUGUGUAUGCAUCUUAGCCCUGUUGAGUUUUUUUCUCCCCUUGGCCUUUAAUGACAAGCAUGAUAUAGGAAGUCAUUUUUUAAAAUUCAAGAAUCAGUCGGUCCUAUCUACUCUUACUAACAGAACAUGUAAAUAUAUCAAAACUGUUCUUCAGGAGAUGACUAGGGUCAGAAGGAAGGGAAAGAGCUUCUAUUCAGAAGCUUCAUCAGAGAAGGCACGUGUUCUCUGGGGUGGACAAUAGAUGGGCCUAACAGGAGAAAAGGGGUAAGUGGUCACCAGUGUCCAGAGUGGGUUUUUAUGUUACAAUCAUUAAUGUUCUCAGAGUUGAUAAAGGACCACCUUUGUGCAUAAACCUGUUGUAAAACCUUUCACCCAUACCAGAAGGACCUAUUUUAAUCCAGGUAUAUUCCAAGAUGGCUAUAUCUUCUGUUGUAUAAUAAAUUAAGUGGUUCACAUGACAGUGUGAUAUCUAAAAACAGUAAGUUUUUUUUCAUAGCAUCUCUCUGCUACUAAAUUGUCGACUUGAAUUUUGAAAAAAGUUGGUGUUGAUAUGUAUAUGUGUGUGUGUAUAUAUGUAUUUAUAAACAAGUACGUGUGAGUAACAAGCGAGUUAUAUUGUCUUCCCCUGUGCAUGUGUAUUCCACACAGAAAUGGCUGAAUUAUAGUCACAGAACAAUUUGCAAUAAAACAAGGCAUUCACUGUCAGUUCAAACUAGAAAUAGUUAUGUUUUUAAGAUUUCUCUUUGCCAUAUUGAUUUAGGCUAAUUUCAGGUAGCGCUGUAAUUUGUGUCUAAAUUAGGGCUAAGGUCGAGAUUACUAAAAUUGUAGGUAUUGUUUCUGUUAACAUUGCAAUAGGAAACAUUUCUGCUAAUUGGAUAGUUUAUUCUAGGGUGGUGGGCUUUUUUGUUGGGUUGGGUUUGUUUUUUUUUUUUUUUUCCUGUUAUUAUUGUUCAUAGUCUCAGAAUUCUGAUCAAUCGUUCUGUGUAUGAUGCUGAAUUACAAACUCUUGGAAUGAUCCAGUUGAAAGCCUGGCCCUCUGUUUUCUUCAGCCCAGUUUCAGAGGGGCCUGCUUUCCAUCUGUGUCCUGCAUUGUACCAACCUAAGGGAAAAGUAGGUAAUAGGGUCAGUGUCUGUCCAGUGCUUUGGUCAUGUCCCUAGGGGAGAACUGACUGCUCAGUUGUCUUCUCAUUUUAGUUCAUUCCACUUUGUGAGGAGUUCACUUCUCUAGUUGUUGACUUUCUAAAGUGUUGCAUUAAGUAAUAGUUACCAAACUCUGUUGACCUGUGGUCAGCAUCAGACGUCUCGAUCUUUAAUAGUUAUUAGUGGAGCCUUGCACUACAUCUUUAUUUCCUAAGUUGAAAAGAAACCGUGCAUGGUCACUUUGUCUCUUACUUUUUUCCUCAGCCCACCCUCACUCCCCAGCCCUACCAGCAUGGUUGUGCUGCACAGGUAGCAUUCUUGCAUCUUUGAGCACGUUGUCAGCAGUCCCUGCAUCGGUCUUCACCAGUGUGCACACCUGUGUUCUGUACAGUACUGUAUGUGUGCCCAUGUGUGUUAGAUGCACACAUCACUGAUAAAAUUGCUGUUGGACUAGCAGGGUGGAGGGGGCUUUUAAUAUGUGGGCAUUAUUGGACACAUCUUUUUAGAAAAAAAUCUGAAACCUAACCAUGCCAUACUUGGUUGACUAAUUUAUUUUGAGCAUUAAAGUUUUCCUAUUACUAGUUUAGAUAUUAUCGUACUUCUACAUUACUGAUUUAAAAAUUCACUUAAGUUUCUGAAAAAUGUGUUGCUGGGUUUUCUUUUUGGGUAGACUUUCCUUUGAGACAAGUGUGAAUGAAAAUAUAUCCCAUUGUAAAUGAAUAAAUGUAGAAAGAACAUUGUUUUUAAAGCAGUUUUGAUUUUAAAUACAUAAAACUUUCAGGAUCUUCAGGACUUUUAAAAGCACAUUCAAAUUUAUUUUAGUAAGAGUUUUGUUUUAUGGAUAUAUGUUGAAUUCUGUUUUGUUUUUUAAUUAAACAGAAAACUUAGAUUUCAGAAAGAGAGAGGGAGGCUAGCUGGUGGUCCCAGAGUGUGCUGCUGCUGUUUAAUUAACAGAAGAGAAAAUGUAUAUAAACAGAUAAAAGCUACCAUUAAUUCCAUGAACUUAAAUCUGUGAUUCAUUGCCUUAAAACUUUCUCUCAGAAUCUCUACACCGCAUGCCAAACCAGUAAAAUGGCUUCAAAAUGUAUAGUAGACCAAUGUCGGUUUGUAUAAAAGUACCAAGUGAAAAUAUUUAUUACAUGCAUUGGAAAAAAAAUUGUUUACCUAUUGAAUGUUACCUGUUUAUGUAGAGCUCUUUAGAUGUAAUAAAAGCCUUCAGUUAA